Messenger RNA from Lonchura striata (white-rumped munia), 399 nucleotides. The record is from RefSeq and is a predicted model, not a curated record. NCBI's taxonomy places the organism in Eukaryota, Metazoa, Chordata, Aves, Passeriformes, Estrildidae.
CCCUUCCUGCUCCAGGCGAAGUUUCUGUCCCAGGAUCAAAUUAAUGAGUUCAAGGAAUGCUUUUCCCUGUACGACACGAAGCAGAAAGGGAAGAUCCGAGGCUCGGAGCUGCUGGCCGUGAUGCGCUGCCUCGGCGUCAGCCCCACGCCCGGGGAGGUGCAGAGGCACCUGCAGCUGCACAGGAUCGACAAGAACGCAGAGCUGGACUUCUCCACCUUCCUGAACAUCAUGUACAGGCAGAUGAAGCAGGAGGAGCCCGAGGAGGAGAUCCUGAGGGCCCUGGCCAUGCUGGACAGGCAGAAGAGAGGAGUGAUCUCCGUGCCCGAGCUCCGCGCCAAGCUCACCCGCCUGGGCGAGAAGCUCUCCGAGGAGGAAGGUCAUUCCUCAGCUGGGAUUUGA